Messenger RNA from Syngnathus typhle (broad-nosed pipefish), 3106 nucleotides. RefSeq names its product aminoadipate-semialdehyde dehydrogenase (gene aasdh). The transcript is spliced from 12 exons. Gene Ontology annotation, biological process: amino acid activation for nonribosomal peptide biosynthetic process. Bases 128 to 3106 code for a protein of 992 amino acids. NCBI's taxonomy places the organism in Eukaryota, Metazoa, Chordata, Actinopteri, Syngnathiformes, Syngnathidae. The record is from RefSeq and is a predicted model, not a curated record. Gene Ontology annotation, molecular function: protein binding.
CUUUCUACGUCAUAAACAAAAGCAACAAUGUUAUCACGCCGGUGGAUCCAAACAAUCUUCAGUCCCGAAUCAUGUCCGGUAUUAAAUAAACACGAAAAGGGAAUAUUUUGUUGUGGGGAGCGGUAGCAUGGAGUCUUGCGUAACUCUGCAGGGGCUCGUAGCCACCGCCGCUUCGGAUCAUUCCGAGCGGGUAGCGGUGACUUUUGACGGCGGGUCCUCGUCGGACGGUCCGGUGUCAUUGUUCUACAAGGACCUAGUGGAGCUUUCCAGCGAACUCUGCCGCCUUCUACAACAACACUGUGGGCAUAACAACGGCGUAAUUGGACUCUACUGUAGCGAUGAUCUCUUUAUACCCGUGUGGAUCAUUGGGAUCCUGCAGACACCCGCUGCUUAUGUGCCGCUUGAUCCAGGAGCUCCAGGACUUGUCUCCUCUCGGGUCAUGAGCAAGUGUCACCUCAGAUUCUGUGCUGUGAAGAGCGACCUCCUGAAGAGAUUCCAGGCAGCCUUCACCCAACACAUGAGCGUCGAAAUACACGCGGUGUGGCCGAAGUUCAAACUCACUGUGGUUCGGGUGCAGCCACCAACGGACGCCGUGCAAGAAACACCUGAACCGCCGUCAUCCCUCCACGAAGCAGCUGGAGGAGGUUUGGCGUACGUGUUGCACACAUCUGGAACGACGGGCUCGCCCAAGAUUGUGCGGGUGCCACACAACUGCAUAAUUCCCAACAUUUUACACCUGAGACGUUUGUUUUCGGUGAGCUGUGUCGACGUGGUCUUCCUGGCGUCGCCGCUGACCUUUGACCCGUCAGUGGUUGACAUUUUCCUGGCCUUGUCAUCCGGGGCUCGGCUCCUCGUCGUUCCGGCCGUGCUCAAGAAAAUACCCAAGCGGCUUUGCCGGCUUCUCUUCCGCCGUCACGAGACGACGCUCAUGCAGGUCACACCCACCCUGCUGUGUCGUUUCGGUCCGCGACUCCUCCGACAGGAGGUGCUGUCUCGCGGCUCGCCGCUGCGCGUGCUGGCCCUGGGCGGCGAGGCAUGCCCGUCGAUAUCGGCGCUGAACUCCUGGCGUCACAAAGACAAUACCACGGCAGUGUUCAAUGUUUACGGCAUCACCGAGGUGUCUUGCUGGGCCACCUGCUACGAGAUCCCGCUGCUCCGGCGGCCCGAGGACUCGGCUUCCUCCGCCGUGCCUCUUGGGAGCCCUUUGAUGGGCACCAGGGUGGAGGUGAGGGGCCAAGAUGGCGGCGUGGUGACAGAAGGCGAAGGAGAGGUCUUCAUAGGCGGUGACCAGCGGGUCUGCCUCCUGGACCACGAGGACUCGGCAGUGCCCGGGACGAUGAGGGCCACGGGAGACUGGGUGGAUGUGAGAGGGGGACACAUGUACUACCGCGGACGAAAGGACAGAAGCAUCAAGCGCCACGGCAAACGCGUCAACCUGGACCACCUGCAACAACUGCUGUCGAGUCUACCUGAGGUGGAGUCCUGCGCCGCGUGUCUGCACGAAAGCGGCCGACUGCUCGCCUUCGUCGUCAGCCCCUCCCAGGAAGACGGGUCGCCGUCCUCCGAGGACCUGAGCAGGGACCUCCUCAAUCAGCUGACCCCGCUGCUCCCCUCCUAUGCUAUUCCUGACACGCUGGUGUGCGUCCAGGCCUUACCUCUGACCCCUCACGGAAAAACAGAUAUGCGAGCAUUGGUGAAAAUAUACGAGAGGCGACGCUUGGAUGUCAGUCAGCCCCAUAAAGAUGUCGCCGAACUCAAGAAAACUCUGCAAACUUUAUGGCAGACCGCCCUCGGUCUCGACGGGAACGCCGCUUUGGACGAGGGCUCCCGUUUCCUAUUUGGCGGCGGAGACUCCCUAAAGGCGCUUCGACUCUGCGAGGACGUUCUGGCUUCCACCGGAGUGAGCUCGCCUCAGCUUUUGGAGGCGAUCCUCGACGGGACCUUUGCUGACGUCCUGCGUCUCCUCCUUGCUCCGGGGAAAAGAGAGCGUGUCGAGGCGGAAGCACCUUCUGGGGAUGGCGAAGCGAGGCGGCCUGUGAAGGCCUUGAAGCGAGAGGGUGAGAUGACAGAGAGAGAAGACCUCAGCGAGCACUGGUCUUCGGACACGGGAAGAUGCGUGGACGCCUCCCCGGUGCUUCUGGUCCGUGAAGACGGCAACGGAACCAGCGUGUUCAUCGGCUCGCACUCGCACAGGCUGCAGGCUCUGGACCUGGACAGCGGACGCCUGCUGUGGGAGCGAGUCCUCGGGGGACGAAUCGAGGCGUCGGCCGCCGUGUCCCCGUGUGGACGCUACGUGGUCGUAGGUUGCUACGACGCAGGCGUGUACGUGCUGAGCGCCGACUCCGGGGAGACGUGUUGGGUCUUUGAGACGGGCGACGCCGUGAAGAGCCGACCUGCUGUGGACAGCGUCUCGGGCCGGAUGAUGGUGGGCUCGCACGACGGUUUUGUGUACGCCUUAGACCUCCAGGCUCAGCGUUGCAUUUGGAGGCAUCACUGCGAGGGCGGGGCCGUCUUCUCCUCGCCGUAUCUGGACGUCACCCGCCGCCAACUGUACGUGGCCACGCUAGGUGGCAAGCUGCUGUGUUUACACCCAGACAGCGGUGACGUCCUGUGGUCGCACAACAGGAAGGUCCCCUUCUUCUCAUCGCCAAAGUGUGGCGGCGCCGGCGGCCGUGUGGCGAUCGGCUCGGUGGACGGAAACAUCCUCUGCUUCAGCUACAAUGGCACAUUAAUUUGGCAGUUCCGGACAGACGCCGCCGUCUUCUCGUCACCGUGCGUCACCUCCGACCUCAAGAGGCUCCUGUGCGGCUCACACGACAGCUGCCUCUACUGCUUGAACACCGCCGACGGCUCCUUGCUUUGGACUUUCCGGACGGAGAGUAAAGUUUUCGCCAGCCCUUGCGUCUUUGACGGCGGGAAGCGAGGGGAGCUGGUGGGCGUGGCCUCCACCGACGGUACCGUCUACAUCCUGGACGCUCGGGACGGACGCGCGCUGUGCUCGCGGACGCUUCCCGGGGAACUUUUCUCCUCCCCGGUGGUGCGCGGACGUUCCCUGGUGGUCGGGUGUCGAAAUGAUUACGUGUAUUGUUUACAAAUGAACAUUUGA